AUGGACACAACAGAGCCUUCGCCGCCAUCCAGGUGGAUCGAGACACUCGGUUCCGAUAGUGGCUGUGAACUGACCGAAUGGGAUGAUAAUGCAACGCCACUAGGCAGCGUAAACCGCUGCGUGCACGACAUAAUUCAUAGCCAGUGCUUGCUGCAGCCUGAAGCAGCGGCAGUUAACUCUUGGGAUGGAGAGAUGUCUUAUGGAGAACUGGACGCACGCUCGACAAAUUUGGCUAAGCGUUUGACAAGCAAAAAUCAUUUUGAAAAGGGGACAUUCGUUUCAAUCUGUAUGGAGAAGUCCUUAUGGACACCUGUCGCCAUGUUGGGUGUGAUGAAAGCCGGAGGUGCCUUUCUUUUAUUGGAUCCAGCUCACCCGCGGGAUAGACUGUGCCAGAUGUUGGAGGAUACUUCUUGUGCUCUAGUCUUGACUUCAACAACUUGCUCACAAGUAGUUGCUGAGUUGGGCAUCGAGAUGAUUGUGCUGGAAGAGACAAUUUUUUCUGAUGGGGACGACGAAAAGGACAGUCAAAUCGCCGCUGUUUCUGCGGACAUUACUCCGGAAGAUACGAUAUACGCCGUGUUCACUUCAGGGUCGACUGGAAGGCCAAAAGGAGCGAUAUUCUCGCAUAACGCAUACGCUUCAAGUGCGGUUCUUUUAAAAGCUCCACUGCAAAUAGGGCCGCAGUCACGUGUUAUACAGUUUUCAUCCUAUGCCUUUGACGUGAGCAUCUCAGAUCAUCUUCUUACCUUAAUAGGGGGCGGCUGUAUCUGCAUUCCGUCAGAAAGUGACCGCCAGAAUGACCUCGCGGGGAGCAUGACGCGACUUGGUGCGAACUGGGCAUGCAUCACUCCCUCCGUGGCCCGCACUUUGUCCCCUCACAAAGUCCCAAGGCUUCAAAACCUAGUGCUCACAGGGGAGGUCGUUAACCGAACAGAUGUGGAUAUGUGGGCUGCACACGUCAAUCUGAUCGGGCUCUAUGGCCCAGCUGAGUACGCCAUCGGGACUACGGUAAACGUCCACCUGGGGCGGUCAGCCAGUGCCACCAACAUUGGGCGUCCGUAUUCCGCUGUAUGUUGGAUGGUAGACCCGCUGGAUCAUAGCAAACGACUUCUUCCCGGAGCUGAUGGUGAGCUAGUGAUUGAGGGGCCUGCAAUCAGUCGCGGGUACAUCAAUAACCCGAACCAGACCGCAAGCUCUUUUAUUAGUGACCCUGCGGAAACGAGUCAUGGCCAAACUGCCAGAAAGAUGUAUAAAACAGGAGACUUGGUUCGCCAUAACAAGAAGGAUGGGACUUUCCAGUUCCUUGGCCGUAAGGAUACGCAGGUAAAGCUGCGCGGCCAGCGAGUUGAACUGGGUGAAAUCGAGUACCACGUCCGAACAUGUUUCCCUGGAACCCAGGAAGUUGUUGCAGAGGUGGUGCAGUUUAAAGACUCGACACAGCAGCUAGUUGUGUUUGUAUUCCGGCCAGACAGCCAGGAGCCAACGAUGCAAACGGCGUCGGAUGGGCUACUGGUCUUUCCAAAUCAAUCGUUCUUGACUCAAGUGACACAGCUUGAGUUGGCGCUAGCUCAACGGCUACCAAAGUAUAUGGUUCCGAACUUGAUUCUCAGGGUCGCACGUAUGCCCAUGACGGCAACUGGAAAGACUGAUCGCCGAAGACUCCGCGAACAUGUAGAGCAGCUGUCGUUGCAAUCUUUAAACGUUUAUCAUCGCGGGAAUGCGUUGGCUACUGAGGCACCAACCACUACGAGUGAGAAAACACUCCAAAUAUUGUGGGCACAAGUCUUGGGUGUCCCUAUUGAGCAGAUUGGUCGUCAAAGCAACUUCUUUCACAUUAAUGGUGAUUCUCUACAAGCCAUGCGACUUGUGAGUCAAGCUAGGGAAGCCGGCCUGUCGAUGACGGUGCAGAAUAUCUUCCAGCAUCCACGCCUAUGUGACCUGGCUGAGACAACGAAACCCCUAGCCACAGAAGAACAGAGUGACUCAACUGUGGCUUUUGAAUAUUUGCCUGACGACCCCUCUGUUCGCGAGCGCAUCAUUCAACUUCUCACAGAGAAGUAUUCCACCGAUUCUAAGGUUAUCGAAGACAUUUAUCCAUGCACGACAACCCAAAAAACGCUCAUAAUGUCAUCUGCCAUGGUUCAAAACAAUCACACCAUUGCAGUUGAAUGCCAGUUACCGGUGGGGCUAGAUCAAGACCGACUCUUGAAUGCAUGGAAGGCCGUUACCCGUGCUGAUCCCGCUCUCCGAACGCACAUAGUUGAAGCCAGUACCGGAGAAUAUUUCCAAGUGGUAUUGAGUGAAGAUACUCCUUUAGAGAUCACAUCGGACGUGCCAACAGCAGUCCAAGGCAAAUCACCAGUCGAUAUAUGGGGGUUCAAGCGGCCACUAGCGCGCCUCAUCCAAUAUGAAGACCGGCUCACUAUGCUAAUCCACCAUACAAUCUGUGAUGGCUAUAGUGUUCCCGUCAUAUUUCAACAUUUGGCAAAGGCUUAUAGCGGCGAAGCGCUGCUGCCGCGACCAUUUGGUCCAUUCUUGCGUUGGCUCCAGCGUAGUGAAGCCCCCGAUGUGGAUGACUUCUGGAGACAUAAAUUUGCCGAUUUCCAAGGGAAAACCUUCCCCCCUCCGCUGGAAUCCCUGGCUAGUGGGCAGAUGCCUAUGGCUAUAUCCGUCCUUGAACCGCGGCUUGUUCUCGACCUUCCAGACAAAACGACGACCAGUACUUUUUCUAUAGAAAGCAGAUGCCGUCUGGCAUUGGCAAUAGUCCUCAGUAUAGCUACCGAUGUGGCAGAUGUUUCAUUCGGUGCAGUGGCCUCCAGGCGUGGUGCCCCGGUCCAUGGGAUUGCAGAUAUGACGGGACCCACGGCAACUGCACUCCCAGUGCGAGUGCAACUUAAGCCAGAGGAUACGCUUUGGGCCAACUUGAAACAUGUUCAAGACCAGGCAUUGCAGGCAAGCGAGUUUGAGUGCGCCGAGCUACAUCAUAUCGGCCAGUUGAGUCCAAGUGCAGGGGCGGUCUGUUAUUUCCAGACAUGUUUGGUCGUCCAGCCGGAUCCAUCCACCGCUGUGCCGCAGAUGUUUUCGCAGUGGAGUCAAUUCUUCGAGCGCGAUGUCUACCCAUGGGGGCUGUGUUUCGAGUGUGUCUUGUCGCAGACAUCGGUCGAGAUAGUGGCGUCCUACGACGAGCGAAUGGUUGAUGGCGACAGGGUGCGGUCGUUACGAGAGCAAUUUGCGGAGGUGUUUCGGCUCAUAGAUAAGGCCCCUAAUACGUGCAUUGGAGAUUUGGACGUGGGAGUACUCCGUAAGUGUGAAUAA
This is a messenger RNA of Ophidiomyces ophidiicola, 3315 nucleotides long. RefSeq lists its product as uncharacterized. The transcript has a single exon. Bases 1 to 3315 code for a protein of 1104 amino acids. NCBI's taxonomy places the organism in Eukaryota, Fungi, Ascomycota, Eurotiomycetes, Onygenales, Onygenaceae. The record is from RefSeq and is a predicted model, not a curated record. Gene Ontology annotation, molecular function: catalytic activity; phosphopantetheine binding. Gene Ontology annotation, biological process: secondary metabolite biosynthetic process; amino acid activation for nonribosomal peptide biosynthetic process. Gene Ontology annotation, cellular component: cytoplasm.